AUGGAAUGCUUUCACUGUCAUGUCGCCGAGCUGCCCUUGAUCGUCCCGGAAGAGAUGGUCGAAGAGCCAUGCUUCGACAGAGUCCAGAACUUGAUCUCCAUUGGCUCGGAGAAUAUGCUUUUGUCUGGUGGGACGGUUGUGUCCAGCAAAGACAACUUGGCUGCUAAUUUCCGCCCCUACUGGUCUCAAUUGACCGUGCUUGAUCCCGUCCAAGACACGCCGGAUCCAUGCAAAGGACGCUCGACCACUACCACAUCCGCCUCGCUCCCAAGGGGCACUACGUAUCGGCCCCAACUCACAGAAAACGAUAAAGACUACAAGGGCGUAGACGACACGCACCCACACAUAUCAAAUGGACACAUUGACUUCCACGACAUGUUCACAGUCAUCAUCAUCACCAGUAUGAUUGGUUUUGGUGCCUCACUAUUGAUACCCUCUAAGCCCACUGGGUUUCUCGGUCUCCCGCCCAUUCUACUGGGCAUUUGGAAGCUCGUUGAGGUUCUCUUUCCCGAGGAGGAUGAAGAAUCGGAAAAAUCAAAGAUUUCCGGUGUGAAGAGCAUACUCAGAGUCUCAGCCAUCACAGUGAUGAAUGGGGGAGACAACAUCGGAACAUAUAUACCGCUGUUUGCGCAAGCAAAGGCCGCAGAAAUAGCGGUACACAUUGUCACUUAUUACAUCUUAGUCGGAGUGUGGUGUCUCGUUGCGUUCUUGGUUAUGAAGCAGGGGCAUAUCUGGCUCAGAGCUAAGAAAUAUGCGAGUGUGGUGGUCCCUGUUCUCUAUUUGGGCCUCGGCGUGUACAUCAUCGUCAAGUUAUCGUGCUACCGGUGGUCGAUCGAACGCAUUGACGAUUCAACUUCUAUACACCUGGGUCAAAGUAUUAUGGCUGUUGUGACAACAGUUCUUCUUUUGGCAUGCAUAGGCGCUAUGCUAUGGUCCAAGCUGCGGAAAGAAGUUUCUCGACGUCCUGACUCGGACGUUUCUCAAGGAAAUAGUCCUUCCCCUACUGCGGAAACUGAGCUGUCAAGCUCAUAUCCCCCCGUCUGA
Messenger RNA from Aspergillus udagawae, 1044 nucleotides. RefSeq lists its product as uncharacterized. The record is from RefSeq and is a predicted model, not a curated record. The transcript is spliced from 3 exons. The coding region runs from base 1 to 1044 and encodes 347 amino acids. Lineage: Eukaryota; Fungi; Ascomycota; Eurotiomycetes; Eurotiales; Aspergillaceae.